CAUUUAUCCACAUUACAGUGUGCGAUAGAGACAGGUAAGAUGGCGGCGCAGGAGACUCAAGCAACACAGCAGUCGUCCGUAACCAACGGAGAGGUGAGCAGUAAUGGAGCAGCUGCCUCAGGUCAGGUAGCUCAGAUAGGUGCGACUGCACAGGACCCCCAACAACAACAGCAGCAACAGCAGCCCAACGCCUGGCAGGUGAUUAAAGGUGUCCUCUUCAGGAUUUUUAUCAUCUGGGCUAUAAGCAGCUGGUUCCGCAGAGGUCCAUCAACUCCAGAUCCCAACACUCCUGCUGGAGCUCCACGAGUGCCCAGCCGAAACCUCUUCCCCAAGGACACCCUUAUGGAUUUAUAUGUAUAUAUCUCUGAGAAUGAGAUAUUUACAGAUUUUAACAAUACAGAAGUCCUGUUCUGGUACCAGCAAGAUCUGGUUUAUGGAGAUUGGACCACAGGGGAGUCGGGGGAUGGCUGCUAUGAGCAUUACCUAGAGCUGGGCCUCUCUGAGAGUGUGAAGCAGAACGGCUCUAUAUACAUCCACAUUUACUUCACCAAGAGUGGCUUCCACCCAGACCCCAAACGCAAGGGCCAGUACCGCAGGUUAUCCACGGUCCAUGCCACUCGAAUGCUCAACAAAUACAAGAGGAGGAAGUUCCUCAAGACCAAGAACCUGUUGACGGGAGAAACUGAAGCUGAUCCAGAAAUGAUCAAGCGGGCUGAGAGUCAUGGGCCUGUGGAGAUCAUAUCCCAUUGGCAUCCCAAUCUCACUAUCAACAUGGUGGACGAUCACACAGCCUGGGUGAAAGGGUCUGUUCCUCCACCUCUUGACCAGCAUGUAAAGUUUGAUGCAGUGAGUGGAGACUACUAUCCCAUUGUUUAUUUCAAUGACUACUGGAACCUGCAGAAGGACUAUUACCCUAUAAACGAGACCCUGCAGAAUCUGCCCCUCCGGCUCACCUACUGCCCCCUCUCCUUGUGGCGCUGGCAGUUAUAUGCCGCCCAGAGUGCCCGCUCCCCCUGGAACUUCCUGGGAGAGGACACUUAUGAGCAGUCAGAUGAGGACCAGGAUUCUGUGAAGGUGGCCCUACUUGAGACCAACCCCUACCUCCUGGGACUGACCAUCGUUGUUUCCAUCGUCCACAGCAUUUUUGAGUUCUUGGCCUUCAAGAAUGAUAUCCAGUUCUGGAACAGCCGUCAGUCUCUGGAGGGGCUGUCUGUGCGCUCCAUCAUAUUCGGGGUGUUCCAGUCUCUGGUAGUGCUGCUCUAUAUCCUGGACAAUGAGACCAACUUUGUCGUCCAGGUCAGCGUAUUCAUCGGUCUGCUUAUCGACUUCUGGAAGAUUACCAAAGUCAUGGACGUCAGGCUGGACAGAGAGAACAGGAUUGCUGGAAUUGUCCCACGAUUGACAUUCAAAGAUAAGUCCACAUAUGUGGAGUCUUCAACCAAAAUCUAUGAUGAUAUGGCCUUUAAGUACCUGUCCUGGCUGUUGUACCCUCUCUUUGGGUGCUAUGCAGUUUAUAGCUUAUUAUAUGUGGAACAUAAAGGCUGGUACUCUUGGGUGCUCAGUAUGCUUUAUGGGUUCUUGUUAACCUUUGGUAAGUAUAACUGUACUUUUGUAAUGGCUGCAUUCAGCUGCAUUUCUGAUUAUCAAUAAUUGCUCCGAGUCUGU
Messenger RNA from Sinocyclocheilus anshuiensis, 1665 nucleotides. Its product is annotated as cleft lip and palate transmembrane protein 1 homolog. The transcript has 12 exons. The record is from RefSeq and is a predicted model, not a curated record. Bases 40 to 1650 code for a protein of 536 amino acids. Gene Ontology annotation, cellular component: membrane; endomembrane system. NCBI's taxonomy places the organism in Eukaryota, Metazoa, Chordata, Actinopteri, Cypriniformes, Cyprinidae.